Orcinus orca (killer whale) is the source of this 5327-nucleotide messenger RNA. RefSeq names its product solute carrier family 10 member 5 (gene SLC10A5). The transcript has a single exon. Gene Ontology annotation, biological process: bile acid and bile salt transport. Gene Ontology annotation, cellular component: membrane. NCBI's taxonomy places the organism in Eukaryota, Metazoa, Chordata, Mammalia, Artiodactyla, Delphinidae. The record is from RefSeq and is a predicted model, not a curated record. Bases 3299 to 4621 code for a protein of 440 amino acids. Gene Ontology annotation, molecular function: bile acid:sodium symporter activity.
CCAGAAUCUAAUAUGAAGGAAUGACCCCUUUUGGGGACAUUGCCAUUCUUAUGGCAGAAGAAAGAGAUGGCUCUUAGAAGAUAACAUGUAUCACUUUUGCUUUACGCAAGACACAUGACCAAGCCUACCAUCAUGGAGCCUUAGUAUCCACCUACAUCAUGAUGUAUAAAUUGAUGUGUAUACAUGAGUCAUAGAAACUUAGAGGUCAUCUCACUCACUCUUCAAAGUUUGUGGAUGAGGAGUCUCAGGCCUAGGAAGGGAAAAUUAUUUUCUUGUUGUCACCUAAGUGCUUUGGGGCAUAUCUCUGAUUAAAAAACUCCCUCCAGUAGGAUUCACCAUUUUAUCUGUAUCAUACAGUACAGAUAAGAAGAAAGAUGGGAUAGCUAAACUACAUUACAAGUCCUUUAUAUAUAUACCAAAGCAAAACACAUGCCAAAAGUAACUACAUUUUACCAACACAUUAAAAUUAAUGCUCCUGACUGAUGUAUUCUAUCUAUACUCAGCAAAGUACUACUAUAGAGAAGAAAUAGAAGUUAUUUCUGUUUGUUAUUUGUCCCUUUUCUACUUUGCAAUAGACAGGGAUAGUGGCUUUAGGUUUAAUUAAAGGAAUAAACUCACAGUGUUUAUUUCAUCUCUAAUUCUUUCUUCAUAUUAUUUUCAUGCAGUGAAUGGAGAUAACUUCUGACUUCUAUCAGCUGCUUAUACAUUCAUUUAUUAACCUAGUUAUUCAAGUACUUACUAAAUGUAAGGAUUUGAUUCUAACUGCCGUGGUGGAUACAAUGAAGAGAUGUAUACGUACUUAAAACUAUAAUACAAAGCAGCGUGGCAAGUGCCAAAGAAUAUAUAGUAAGUAGAGCUAUGUUCUAAUAGCUCUUUUAUCAGAAACCAUAAGACCAGAAGUAGAAAUAAUAUUUAAAUAUAUUCCCAGAUACCAGACAGUUUUAAUACAAAUACCUUAGCAUCUGCAUAAUUACUUGCACAGGGUAGAUGACCAACACAUGUCUCAUGAAUUGAACUGAAGCUAAAUAUACCGGAAAAAAUACCAAUGCGGGUUGAAAAGAAGGGAAGUAAGGUGAGCAGAGAUUGAGCUACACUUGAGACUAAAGAAGAGGUCCUGUCAAUGAUUAGAAAAGAGACAAAGCAGCAUGGAGGGAAGGACUUAUGUCAUCUGGUCCCAGAUAGUGGAGCAAACUAGUCUGUAAGAGACACAGGUGCCAGCAUUCUUGGAGGCUCUAUGGACGGGAGAUCCGGCCUGAGAAGUCUCCUAAAGAGAACAAGAUUGUGGGCACGAGAGGAAGUCCCCCCAGUGUCUCGUUUCCAAAUUACUCUGAAAUCAGACAUCUUUCUCAGGCUUUCUUUUAGGGCUUUCAGUUGAGUCCGCUUAAUAUAAUUCUAGGGUUGGCUGUCCCCACCCCUCCUUAGAAUCUUUCUACCUGCUCACAGGCGACUAGAAUUACAAGCAGAAAACCCCCAAGUAGAAAAAUGUUUUAAAUUCAGAUAAAUAUCUAACUACAGUAUGAUACAAAUGAGCUUAAGCUUCAUAUAAUCAGCCAGUAAAUACACAUGAAUAAUAAAUUACUAGAUUUUUCCCAGAUUUGUCAGAUUUUAUUCCAGGCAGUUUUCAGAUAAGAAGCCUUGGAGAACCUGAAGAAGGGUAAAGGCUACAGAUGGAAGGAUCUGAGGAAAGUAAAAUUUACAUUCCUCACCUCUUUGACCUGGGUGACAAAAAUUGUGAAUUAAGAUAUUUGGUCACGUAACUGUAAAGAUAGCUUUGGUUUCAUAAAGUUCUUGUCUUAUGUUUGUUUUUUGUCUUUUUAAACCAGGAAAGUUCUCUGGGAACUUAACUGAAAUAUCACAGAAGCAUUAGUUCCAGUCCCUAUUUUCAACAUUGGUAUAGUGUAUUUUGUUUUUCUCAGUGUGGUACAUGGAAUAAAAUUGAUGGACUGUAAAGUCUAUUGUAUUUGAAAGAUUAACCUACAUAAGUCAGAAUUUCAAAAACUUGAAAAAUAUCCAAUAAAAAUUGCUUUGACAAUUUUUGAGGAGCAAACAUUUUAUGAUCUAAAAUACUUAAUGUGUAACUGUCAUUGUUGCAUCUGACACAGAUUGUGUCAUGAUUACAGGAAGGAUCUGCUGAAAUGAUUAUAUGAUCAGAGACUACUAGAUCUGUAGGCUCAGUAGUAGAUAACUGUAGUGGGGUUUUUUUGUUGUUCUUUUUUUUUUUUUUUUUUUUUUCUGCUUAGCAUCAGAAGCCCCUCCUCUUGUUUGGGAAACAGAAAGCAUUUGUGAAUCUGUGGGUUGAAGUUCAAAAAGCCUGACUCUUUUCCUUAUUCCUUCCUUAUUCCAAGACAGGCAUAUGACCUAAGUUGGGUCAAUUGAAUAUCCUUGCCAUAGCUGUGAGUAAGGAGUCGUGUUACUAGGAAGGAAUAAAAGAUUUGAAUUAGUGGGCUUCGAUUGCCCCAUUGUGUCAGGGUCCAAGUGUCCAGCAGCAGUGGUCCCUUAACCAGGCUGUACCUUUGGCCAUGGAUCUGGCUAUGUGCUCUCCCUAGGUUGCCAAGCUAUCUGGUAACCAUCCAGGGAUUUUUUUUUCUACCUAAGGACACCACAAACCGUUUCAGUUUUUGCCUAACUGAUACCAUCACUGUUUAGAGUCAUGGGAAAACCCUAACUAGCCUAAGGAUGCUGCAAGGCCAAUUUAUGGGCUCUGCAGUUUCCUAAGUAAUGAUGAAGAGCCACGAAGGCUAAGCUCCAGGAGGGAAGAGUCACCUAGCUUGAUGACUGUGGUAUACUCAGCUCCUAGCUCAGGGCCCUAGAACACAGAUUCCGUAAAUUUUUAUUUGAUUCUGACCUGAAUGAAUAAAAUAGUAACACCCACCUCUAGACCUCCUCAACAUCUAUUUAAAAUUUUGGGAUCCUGUCUGCUUUUAGUGUAGAUUUUCCUUAGGAAGGAACAGAACUCAAAAAAAGAUGACACUAAGUUUUUAAAAUCAAAUAAGUAGGAGGCUGUUUUUCCAGUGGCAGAAAUGAAGUCAGGAGUAAAGAUUAGGUUUCUGCUGUGAUAAACUGAACCUGUUAAAUGCUAUGACUUUGACAUUUCGUAACUGUAGGUUAAACCGUUAUGUCACUCAUUAGAUAGCUCUGUAUUUGUUUGAAAAGUACAAGAGUCCCUCCUACUGGACUUUGAUCUAGCAGAAACAACUAUUACCUAACAACCUCAGACCAUCACUGGAACACCUGUAUGAAGAACGUUCUUUAGUUUAUUUAAAUGGUUUUGCAUAUGUAAUUUAUUUAAGCCUUCAAAAUGAUUAGAAAACUUUUUAUGGUCCUGCUUUUGUCGUCUGUGACUCUUGGGGAGGCAAGGAAAUCGUUUCUCAGUUUUCUGAACAUAGAAAAGACUGAAAUACUAUUUUUCACAAAGACUGAAGAAACUGUCGCUGUAAGGUCAAGUUACAGAGGUCAACAGCCAAACUCCAGCUACCUCUUUGUGCAACUAGAAGAUCCUAAAAUGCUCCAAGUGGUGAAUGUGACUAAGACCUUAUCAGAUGUUACCAACUUUACCAUAAACCUGGUGACAGAUGAAGACGGGGAGACAAAUCUGACCAUUCAAUUGUGGGAUUCUGAAGGUAGGCAAGAAAGACUCAUUGAAGAUAUAAAGAAUGUCAAAGUCAGAGUGCUCAAACAAAGACAAGACAGUCUUUUCCAGACAUCAAACCUUAUUGAUAGAAAUAUCCUUAUGCUUUUUCCGCCAAUGAUACUGUUAAAUAAAUGUGCGUUUGGUUGUAAGAUUGAAUUACAGGUGUUUCAUACAAUAUGGAAGAGACCUUUGCCAAUCAUUCUUGGGGCAGUUAUACAGUUUUUUCUUAUGCCAUUUUGUGGAUUCCUUUUGACGCAGAUUUUGGCAUUGCCUGAAGCACAGGCUUUUGGAUUUGUAAUGACCUGUACCUGCCCAGGAGGGGGUGGGGGCUAUCUGUUCGCUCUGCUUCUAGAAGGAGAUGUCACUUUGGCCAUUUUGACGACUUGCACAUCAACGUUAUUGGCCCUGAUAAUGAUGCCUGCCAAUUCGUACAUAUACAGUAGGAUGUUAGGGUUAUCAGGUACUUUGCAUAUUCCUGUUUCUAAAAUUAUGUCAACACCCCUUUUCGUACUUAUACCUAUAUCAGUGGGAAUAAUCAUCAAGCGUAGACUACCUGAAAAAGCAAACUUCCUGGAGAGGAUCAUUAGGCCUCUGAGUUUUAUUUUAAUGUUUGUAGGGAUUUAUUUGACUUUCAGAAUGGGAUUAAUGUUUCUAAAAACAGUGAACCUAGAGGUGCUUCUAUUGGGUGUCUUAGUUCCUGCUUUGGGUUUGUCGUUUGGGUACUUUUUUGCUAAAAUGUCUAUGCUGCCUCUUCCUGUUUGUAAAACUGUUGCUAUCGAAGGUGGGGUACUGAAUAGUUUCUUAGCCCUUGCUAUUAUUCAGCUUUCUUUUUCACGGCCCAAUGCAGACUUGGCUUCUGUGGCUCCUUUCACAGUGGCCAUGUGUUCUGGAUGUGAAAUUUUACUGAUCCUUCUGUUCUACAAGGCUAAGAAAAGAUGUAUCCUUAUCAUAGAAGAGAAAAGAAAGAAAAACCCCCGGUCUAACAGUUAAAGCUUUACUGAAUUUUCCUACUCUGAAUGAGGUACUGUGGGAGAUUCAAAGAAUAUCUGAAAUGAUGCCUGCUCUCAACUCACUUAUGAUCUGAUUGAAAACUUGACAUUAGGGGAGAAAUAUAUACAUACAUAUAAUCAUAUGUGCUAAACACCAAUGAAUAGUACAGACAGUUAAAUGUACAGGAAUUCGGAGGAAGGAGACUACUUUUCAACUCUGUUGGCUUGGAACUGUUCUAUAGAGUUGGAUUUGAAUAUAAUAAUUUAUUAUGGUCUCUUGAACAGGAAAGAACAAUAAAAAAAAAAAAGUCCUCCUAUAGUGAUUAUGAUAUAUCCCAAGUAUUUAUGGAAGGGCUGCCCUUCCAUAAUAGGCAUUUGGUAAAUGCUCACACAGUGAAUGAAUAUGUAAAUUCAUAUUUGGAAUCAAUGUCUUAAACUAAAUAUAGCAUUUCUGCUCUCAUAAUUGUACUUCCUCCUGUCGUCCACGUCUCCCACUAAAGACGUUACCAUUUACCCUGAAGCACAGGGUCAUCUCUUCCCCCUCUUCUCCUUUCUUCCCUCUUCUUUUUACAGGUAAUUUCCUGUAAUAUCUUUUUAUCAGUCUCCUCUCUAUUCCCAGUACUACCACUUUUGUUCUGCCCUAGAUUGCUGCUUCCCUAAACCUUUCUUACCUGGCUUUUGGCCUCUCUGUCAGCUCUCCAAGCACU